ACUAGACGCGUCUUGAGAUAAUUAUAAAUCCCUGGAAAUGAAGUCAAAAGUCUUCUCUCUCUUUCCUCAAGUCCUCUCCAUUGCAAGUUUAGCAUCAUUUAUUGACCAAUGAGUAAAUUCUAUUGACUAUUCGUCCUUAGCUAACCUCCAUUAAAAAUCUAUCCAUUGUAUUUGCCACAUACCCAAAGCAAAAUUGAGCUUCAUGAAAUCCUUCUUCAUAUUCCUCUGUGUUAUGAUUUGUCAGUUUAUCUCAACACAAGCAGUCACAGCAAUUGACAUACGAAACAAUUGUCCUUUCACGGUAUGGGCAGCAGCCGUGCCAUGGGGCGGCCGACGACUCGACUACGGCGGAAUAUGGAGGGUCCAAACAAACUCAACUACACACGGGCGUAUUUGGGGCCGAACCAAUUGCAAUUUUGACGCAUCUGGUCGAGGUCGAUGUCAAACAGGGGAUUGCAAGGGACUCCUCGAGUGUCAAGAUAAUGGUAAACCCCCAAGCACUUUAGCCGAAUACGCCUUUAACCAAUUCGGCAAUAAGGAUUUCUUCGACAUAUCUCUUGUUGAUGGUUUCAAUUUGCCAAUGGAAUUUAGCCCUGCAUCAACUGAUAAAUGCUCUAGUAGGAUUAGUUGUACUGCCGACAUCAUAGGACAGUGUCCUAAUGAAUUAAGGACACCAGGAGGAUGUAACAAUCCCUGUACCGUUUUCGGGAUUGGCAUAUAUUGCUGCACAUCUGGUCGUUGUGAUCCGACUUACAUUUCAAAGUUCUUUAAGGAUAGAUGUCCAGAUUCUUACACUUAUCCUCAAGAUGAUUCAACUAGUACCUUUACUUGUCCUAGUGGAAUCAACUAUAGAGUGGUCUUUUGUCCAUAAAUUAAAUGGAUGUAACAUAUUUUCUGUAAUUGCUGCUUCUUAGGACGUUCGAAAUUUCUAUGUAAGUUUGGUUUACAUCAGUAUUGCUAUUUAUUGAGCUGAAAAUUCAAAAAAUUGUGAAAAGUAGUCAAUGAGAAUUUUAAGUAUUC
Molecule: messenger RNA, 1020 nt
Organism: Lycium barbarum (goji berry)
Lineage: Eukaryota; Viridiplantae; Streptophyta; Magnoliopsida; Solanales; Solanaceae
Product: thaumatin-like protein
Exons: 2
Coding region: 203-871 (222 amino acids)
Biological process (GO): defense response
Cellular component (GO): extracellular region
Source: RefSeq, a predicted model, not a curated record